AUGACAAAAACUACUCGGAAAGCCAAAAUUCUCGUGCUUCCUGGUGAUAAUGCAGGUCCUGAAGUAGUGGCCGAAGGCAUCAAAGUAUUAAAAUUAGUUUCGAAAAUACGAUCAAUUUAUAACGGUGUAGAAAUCGAAUUGGUCGAAGAGAAAAUUGGCGGUGCUGCUAUCGAUACAACAGGUGUCCCUCUUCCGGAGAAAACUCUAAACGCUGCCAAAGAAUCUGAUGCAAUUCUUUUAGGUGCUGUUGGUGGUCCUCAAUGGACAUCUGAACCUCGUCCUGAGCAAGGACUUUUGGAAAUUCGUAAAGCUUUGGAUUUAUAUGCGAAUCUUCGGCCUUGUUCAUUUGCCAGUGACGCCCUUUAUGAAUAUUCACCACUGAAAGAGAAAAUUGUUAAGGGAACUGAUUUUACAAUUAUCAGAGAAUUAGUUGGUGGUAUUUAUUUUGGAGAAAGAAAAGAAGAAGAUGCAAGUGGGAAAGCAUUGGAUACUCUUCCAUAUUCAGUUGAGGAAGUGGAAAGAGUAACACGUCUCGCCGCACAUCUUGCACUUCAAAAAUCACCACCAGCCACUAUACACUCAAUUGACAAAGCCAAUGUUUUAGCAACCUCAAGAUUAUGGCGUCGAGUUGUCACAGAAACACUCAAAAAAGAAUUCCCAACAAUCCCAUUUAAGCAUCAUUACGUCGAUGCGGCUGCAAUGUUCCUGGUUAAAAGUCCAACACUAUUGAAUGGAGUAGUGCUCACUGAAAAUCUAUUUGGGGAUAUUUUGAGCGAUGAAGCGAGUGUUAUUCCCGGUAGUUUGGGUCUUUUGCCAUCUGCCAGUCUCAGUGGUUUACCGGAUGGAAAGAGUCGAUGUCUUGGUUUAUAUGAACCUAUUCAUGGAUCAGCACCUGAUAUUGCAGGAAAAGGUAUCGUUAAUCCGAUCGCCACGAUUCUUAGUGUCGCUCUAUUGCUGAGAUAUUCAUUAAAUCUGGAACGAGAGGCAAAAGCAGUAGAAGAUUCCGUUCGAAAAGUAUUGGAUGGUGAAGACUUUGGUGGUUUCGGGUAUCGUACAAAAGAUUUAGGCGGUGAUAAAUCAACAUCUCAAGUCGGUGAUCAAGUUAUCGAAGUAUUAGAAGGUUAUUUGGAAGGAUUGAAUGCAGAAGAUCGUGUUUCGGCUGUAAUUCCACAUCGGAGUCUUUUAUUGAAAAGACCCGAAGGUAGACGUGGGAUGACUCUGUGUGAAAAAACUAUUGCGCAUGCUGCGAUUGGUUUGCCUGCACCUGGUCAUGUGAAACCCGGUGAUAUGGUCUGUGUCUCUGUUGAUUGGACAUUGGCAUCGGAACUUACAUGGAAAGGAAUGGAAAAAACAUUUGACAUAAUGGGACGGCCAAAUAUUUAUCGUAACGAUCGAUUCUGGCUUGCAAUUGAUCACACAGUAGAUCCACGUAUCAAUCAUUUGCAAAAACCUGCGGAAUUAAUUCAAGCAUCCGAAAAAUUCGCUAAGGAAGCUAAACUUAUUGAUUUUUAUAAACCAAAUGUCACAAUCCUGCACACUGAAUUUUACCGUGAACGAGCACAACCUGGUCAAAUGAUUAUUGGGGCAGAUUCUCAUUCAUGUUCGGCUGGGGCAGUUAGUGCUUUUGCCGUUGGUUUAGGUGCAGCUGAUGUUGUGAUGCCUUUGGUGACUGGCGAAACUUGGUUCAAAGUACCGGAAACCGUGGAAAUUCGAUUUGUUGGAAAGCCUCCAUUCGGUAUUGGUGGAAAAGAUGCAAUUCUUUACGUGUUGGGUGAAUUGAAACGUAAUACUGUGGCAUUUGAACGUGCAGUUGAAUAUACUGGUCCAGGUUUAAAAUAUAUGUCAUGUGAUGCAAGAUUCGCUCUUUCAAAUAUGACCACUGAAUUUGGUGGCAUUGCUGGAGUAUUUGAAGGCGACGAAAUCACCGCAGCAUUUAUCGCUAAACGCAAAAAUCCAGCUCACAAGAACUCUGCUCUCUAUUUCCGUGCUGAUCCUGAUGCUCAAUACGCUGAAACUCAUAUCAUUGACUUAUCAAAAGUCGAUUCACUAAUCGCAUUAUAUCCAUCUCCAGAUAAUAUCGUGCCAGUUCGAAAAGCUCAAGGAAUGAAACUUGACGGUGUCUUUAUUGGCGCAUGUACUACAGCUGAAGAAGAUUUAAUUCUCGCGGCUAUGGUAUUGGAACAAGGUUUGAAAAAAGGAUUAAGGCCAACGAUACAUGGUAAACGAAAGGUGACUCCGGGUAGUUUGCCAAUUGUUGCUAAAUUGCGUCGACUUGGUCUUUUGAAAGUUUAUGAACAAGCUGGAUUUGAGAUUGGGGCACCUGGAGCAAUCGGUAAUUUGGCGUCAGCAGCGACAGUAGCUGCUUCUUCAUUCGAAAUGCAAAUUUGUGAUCCAAAAGGACUUUUAGAUCUAAUCGAUCGUGCACGAUACGAAGAAUACCUUGAACAAUGGCUACAAAAAGGCGAACCAAUAAUAAUUUCUGAGCCUAGUCCCGUUUUAGUGGAUCCUAAUAGCGAACAAUCAAAAGAUUCUCUCGCAACAUCACAAACAGAAUCAUCCUUACCAUCUUCCAUAACCGGUAAAGUACAGCGAUUUGAGGACAAUGUUGAUACGGACGCAAUUAUCCCUGCGCAAUUUAUGCCCGGGACAAGUGACGAGGAUCUUGGGUCGCAUGCUUUCCAAUAUGUGAGACCUGAGUUUAUAAACAAAGCAAAAGAAGGAUCUACGAUCGUUGUUGGUGGUUCCGGUUUUGGAUCUGGAUCAUCUAGAGAAGAGGCACCAAGAGCUUUGAAAGGAGCUGGAAUUCAGGCAGUUAUUGCUAAAAGUUAUGCUUAUAUUUAUGGCAGAAAUCAGGCAAGAAUAAUAACAGUCACUUUAUUAUUACUUGGUUUUAUUCAUUCGAUUCAAUGGCCUAAUAUGGCAUUACUGGAAAUGGAAGAGAAAUUGAUUGCGGCUGGCGGUGUCACAGAGAUGUAUAAAAACUAUGGCGCAAACCUGUUUAGAGCUGCGGUUGGAUUAGAAGGAGCAUCGUCAGGUGUAGGAAGUUGUGGGACUGAGGCUUCUUCAGGAGUCAAGGAUUGUGGAACUGGAGGAAAGGAGUUGGCGUGGUAA
Messenger RNA from Ambispora gerdemannii, 3111 nucleotides. NCBI's taxonomy places the organism in Eukaryota, Fungi, Glomeromycota, Glomeromycetes, Archaeosporales, Ambisporaceae. The record is from the annotation of a GenBank genome assembly.